AGCGCACGCGCCCGGAGCUCCUGGCGGAAGAGGCGCAGCGCCGCUGCCUCCGCGAGCUCCAAGCCUGGCAGGAACCGGAAGUCGCCCGGCAACUGGAGGAUUUCCGGUACGCCCAACCGGAAGUGCGGGCGGAGCGGGGGCGCGCGCACCAAUCAGCGCGCCGAGCCCGCCCUCGCCCCACCCCCCGCCCUCUCCCAUAGGACGAAGCGGUUGAUGGGCAUGACGCCCGGCGAAACGGAGCUGGCGGAGCUGGACGCGCUACCGACACGUGACCCCGCCCGCGAGCGCCAAUUGGCGGAGGCGCUGCUGGGCCGCCUGGAGGAGAUGCAUAUAACCAGAGAAGAGGUGAGUGGGGGGGGGGGGGGGCAUUCUGGGGGCAUUUUUCUACAUUUUGGGGUUCCCCGUGUACACCGUUCCCCAUUUACGCCAUUUCUCCAUUUACGGCAGUUCCCCGUUUACGACAGUUCCCCAUUUACGGCAUUUCUCCCUUUACGCCAUUCCUCAUUUACGGCAUUUCCUCACUUACGGCAUUCCCCCGUUUACGGCAUUGCGCAUUUACGACAAUUCUGGCUUUACGCCAUUCCUCAUUUACGGCAUUUCCUCAUUUACGCCAUUCCCUAUUUACAACAAUUCCCCGUUUACGACAAUUCUCGCUUUGCGGCAUUCCCCCAUUUACGGCAUUCCCCAUUUACGACAAUUCUGGCUUUACGCCAUUCCUCAUUUACGGCAUUUCCUCAUUUACGCCAUUCCCUAUUUACGACAAUUCCCCGUUUACGACAAUUCUCGCUUUACGGCAUUCCCCCAUUUACGGCAUUCCCCAUUUACGACAGUUCCCGCUUUACACCAUUCCUCAUUUACAGCAUUUCCUCAUUUACGCCAUUCCCCAUUUACGACAAUUCUCGCUUUACAGCAUUCCCCCAUUUACGGCGUUCCCCAUUUACGACAAUUCUCGCUUUACGGCAUUUCCCCAUUUACGACAAUUCCCGCUUUACGGCAUUCCGCAUUUACGACAAUUCUGUCUUUACGCCAUUCCUCAUUUACGGCAUUUCCUCAUUUACGCCAUUCCCUAUUUACGACAAUUCCCCAUUUACGGCAUUCCCGCUUUACGACAAUUCCCGCUUUACGACAAUUCCAUCUUUACGACAAUUCCCCAUUUACGCCAUUCCCCAUUUACGACAAUUCUCGCUUUACGGCAUUUCCCCAUUUACGACAAUUCCCCAUUUACGCCAUUCCUCAUUUACGGCAUUCCGCAUUUACGACAAUUCCAGCUUUACGACAAUUCCAGCUUUACGCCAUUCCUCAUUUACGCCAUUCCUCAUUUACGCCAUUCCUCAUUUACGGCAUUCCCCCACUUACGACCAUUCCCGCUUUACGUUCCUCAUUUACGGCGUUUCCCCGUUAACGCCGCUCCCCGCUAAUUGGGCCGCGCUAAUUAACGGCAGCGCGGCGGCGGUGGCGGCGGUGUGCGCGUACCUGCGGCUGCUGGGGGUGAAGGCGAAGGGCGGCGCCGACGCCAAGAAGCCCAAAGGGCACUUCUUCCGCAAGAAGGUAAUUAACGGCGGCCCUCGUUAA
Numida meleagris (helmeted guineafowl) is the source of this 1572-nucleotide messenger RNA. RefSeq lists its product as uncharacterized. The transcript is spliced from 5 exons. The record is from RefSeq and is a predicted model, not a curated record. Gene Ontology annotation, molecular function: guanyl-nucleotide exchange factor activity. Lineage: Eukaryota; Metazoa; Chordata; Aves; Galliformes; Numididae. Gene Ontology annotation, cellular component: cytoplasm. The annotation marks the transcript as partial.